AUGUCUCAACACAAGAGACCUGCUACUUUCUCAGAUCAAAGCGGGACCAAAAACAAAUCGGCUCGGCGAGCAGUCGGUCACUCGCGGGACGCAACGCGCCUCGCCUCGCACAACAACUUCACCUCGGACCUACGCGGCUCCACAGAGCCUGUCGACGUGGGCCAUGCGCACGAGGAACAUCAACAUGAAUUUCAGCCACAAGUACACUCUGGCCCUCGAUGCUCGACACCAGAGAGUCUCCCAUCCCUAGAGAACGGUUCAGAUGGAAUCGCCGACGAGAGUACGCUUAGUGAAGACGAAGAUGCGGCCACCAUUGGCUCCCCAAAAGCGAAUGCUCUUCUCCCAAGCACAGCACCGCACAUGCCCCGCCACCUGAACGCGCAGAGCUUGCAACUCCACAACACCAUGAGUGACGCUGCUUGUGAGGACGACGAGUUCGACAAUGCCCAGCCCAUCUUGGCUUGGGAUAUGAGCCUCGAUGACCCAUGGUCGCUCAUGAAGGUCAGGGCUGGGUACGGUCCUGAGUGGCACGAAGCCGACCUCCAGAUGCGGCUGGCCGACAUGGAAGCCGCUAUUCUUCGUAAAAACUAG
Recurvomyces mirabilis is the source of this 591-nucleotide messenger RNA. RefSeq lists its product as uncharacterized. The coding region runs from base 1 to 591 and encodes 196 amino acids. The record is from RefSeq and is a predicted model, not a curated record. The transcript is spliced from 2 exons. NCBI's taxonomy places the organism in Eukaryota, Fungi, Ascomycota, Dothideomycetes, Mycosphaerellales, Teratosphaeriaceae.